Schistosoma curassoni is the source of this 1347-nucleotide messenger RNA. NCBI's taxonomy places the organism in Eukaryota, Metazoa, Platyhelminthes, Trematoda, Strigeidida, Schistosomatidae. The record is from the annotation of a GenBank genome assembly.
AUGCAGAAUCUAGCGAAACGAUCCAGACAGAUGAUACAUGGAAUAAAUAUUGGAACUCAUAACAUUUCUUUAAACCGUUCAAAAACAAAAUCUACAGAUUGGAUUGCCACUCGCCUCGUAAUGGCUUAUAAAUCCAGACAUCAUAUUGAAGUAAGCUCAGUUGCACUGGUAGACUUAAAAGCAGAAAUAUCAAGAAGACAGAUUGAAGUUAAACAAAAAGUUGAGAAACAUCCAGAUGGCUGUAAUGUGAUAAGGAAUCGUUCUGCUGAAUUAAAACCUGGCAAAGUAUCACUGUGGAAAACUUCAAAAGAACAAAUCUUAGAAGAGCGUACAAGGUUGGAAUCUGAAAACAUACCCUCCGAUGCUGAAGAGUAUGCAGAAUGGGAAAAAAGUAGAAGAGCAUUAGAAGCUAAAGCAAAACUCUACGAUGCUCUACGAGAAGCCGCAAUGUCUGGAAAGAAACCUAAUUUGACAAAGAGAGAUGAAAAUGAUGGAGACAUUCUGGUUGAUUUUGAACAAAAAGCCACAGAAAAUUUAAAUUUAGUUCCUCCAGAUUCUCCUACGCGUUCUCGCUCUACUUUUAGUAGCGAUGAAGACUCUGAUGAUUAUCCCGCUGGUUGUAGUGAUGAAGAAUGGGAGGAUUACACAGAUGAACGUGGUGUCAAACGAGUUUGUAUGCGCAAAGACCUGUCUAGUCACAUCAAGCAGUCUAGUCCACCUAAACCAGAUGGUCCACUCACAUAUGCACAUUUGAGAGAAGGAGAAAUACGCGAUCAUGGUGUUGGAUUCUAUUCUUUUUCUACAGAUCUUGAACAGAGAGAGGCUGAAAUGAAUCGCUUACGAGAACUUCAUCGGGCUACUGAAGAAGGACGUGCUCGAGCUGAAGCGAUUCGAGCGAAAAGAGAUGCUAAAAUGGGUCAACGUCUUGCACGCUUGCGUGCCCGUAAAGGUUUACCAGAUGUAGCAACUGCUGCUGCACAGUGUCUGGGAGAGGCUGCAGUUCCUGCAACACCUACUCCAAUAGGUGCAGAUGCCCAAUCUGAUAUUCGUCUGAGUAACGAUGAUCUAGAUGUUGCGUCUAUGUUGCGUAGAUUACGCGAUGAAGCUGAACAUAGAGCUGCUAUCAAUAAUAGUAAAUUGAGUGAAUCGAUAAACAGUAUCCCUCCUGAGCCUGAACAUAGAACAAAUUUAGCUGAUGUGCUAGCAUCUCAAAAUCCAAGCCGUCCAUCCUACGGUAGUAAACAAAGAGAAUGGGAUAAAGGAAAGUCAAUGAUUUCAGCACAGCGUUACAUUCAAGAAGAACGUGAUAAGCGAAUUGCAGACUUUGCCCCUCCAUCUCACUAUUAA